This is a messenger RNA of Melospiza melodia melodia, 823 nucleotides long. It is a transcript of the gene SLN, whose product is annotated as sarcolipin. Bases 268 to 363 code for a protein of 31 amino acids. The record is from RefSeq and is a predicted model, not a curated record. The transcript is spliced from 2 exons. Gene Ontology annotation, molecular function: enzyme regulator activity. NCBI's taxonomy places the organism in Eukaryota, Metazoa, Chordata, Aves, Passeriformes, Passerellidae. Gene Ontology annotation, cellular component: membrane.
AAUGCACUUGUUGGUCUCCACCCUCAGCCUACUUUAGCUCCCACACAGGGACAGAGCACCCAGACCGAGUGGGAGAUAGGCAGAAGCUUGGAGGGAAAGAUUAUCUGCAGUGACCCAAAGUCCAGAGGCAGAACCACUGGGCUCCAUUUACCUCCUCAAGAGCCUGUGACCUGAAGGUUGAGCUCAAGGACACAUCCAAGCAAGUCACCAGAGUUUUCCCUUUGCUCUGCCUGCUGACCUCUGCUCUCUCCUCAUUAUUCCCAAAAAAUGGAACUUUCCACGCGAGAAAUUUGCCUCAACUUCAUGGUUGUCCUGGUUACUGUAAUCCUCAUGUGGCUCCUUGUGAAGUCUUACCAGGAUUGAAAGACUCUCAGAAACCCUGGAGGUGAUUUCAUUGUGUGCAUCACACACAUCAGUGGCACCCACAGCAUGCCACAGCAAUUAGCUUUCAGUCAAUUGAGGAUGUUGUGAACCUUUAUUUUUUCACUCUCUCCUAUCUGUUGCCUGUGCUAAUGUUUGUAAUGGGUCUGUGAUGGUGUAAUUCUUUCAGUCUGCAGAGAUCCAGCUGUAAAGUGUAAGAUGCUUAGGAACAGCUUGAUGUGGCUGUCUCCUCCAUGGUAGUUUCUGUGCGUGCUGUACUCCCAGCCCACCGUGCUGGCUUGUUUGGCAGCAGUGUUGGGUUCUGGAGGGUGUAAAACUGCAGUGUGUAAUGUAAGAGCCUGUAUUACCCAAUGUAAAAGGCAUAAACUUGCUUAGCAAAAAGGAAUGUGAAACCUCUGCUUCCACUUGCACAUUUUGUUUAAAUAAAGACCAUGUAAAACCA